GCGUUCUCAGUAGAACAGAGAAAUACAGUUCAACCAAUGAAAAACGACACACAAAGACUGACUGACAGCCCAAUGUGCAAAAGAAGACAAACUUUGCAAAUAAACAAACGUUAAGAGCAUGAGUUACGGAGUCCUUGAGAAUGAGUCCAUAGUUCUCAGAGUUGAGGGUCUUCAGAGUCACUGAGCUGACUCUGGGUUGGUCUCCAACGGAACUGCCACACAACACUCCUCAGCGUGAUAACCCUCACAGACACCGAUGUUCCCUUGGACCCCGGACUGACACAAUCUAUUAAGUUCGAAUCGCCGUGUGAUUUGCUGAGCGUGGAGGGACUGACAGAAGACUGGAAGUGAAAAUGGCAGAAGUACUUCAGAUGAAAACUAACUUCCCUGGUAACAUGGACCUCAGUGCUGGCUCCGAGCCCAAGGGCAAGGACGAGAACCCGCCAUACUCGGUGGAAACCCCCUACGGAUUCCACCUGGACCUGGACUUCGUGAAGUACGUGGAUGACAUCGAGAAGGGCAACACGAUCAAGAAGGUCCAUAUCCACCGGAGGCCGCGGGGCUGCAGCUACACUGGUUCGUGGUGGACCUCCACCGAGUCGCUGUGCUCCAACGCCAGCGGCGACAGCCGGUAUUCCUCCUUCUCGUACUGCGGCCGCAACUCCUACGGCUACAACAGGCCCCCACCGCCGGGCGGGCACAACGCCCGGGUGGAGAAGACCCUGCUGGAGACUAGGAGGCGUUUGGAGGAGGACCGCGGGGAGGAGGGCCGGAGGCCGCGCUACACCAGCCUGGGCAGCCUGCACAGCAGCGUGGCAGGCUCCACCAGCUCCCUGGCAGGCACAGGCCAGCCAUAUUCCCGGUUCCCCUGGCAGGACGGCACCCUGGAUGGCCGGUUCACCCCACUGGGGUCGGGCGUGGCCACUCCGUCCACCCCCAACGCAGCCCACCUGCACAGCAUCCGCGAGCAGAUGGCGGCGGCCCUGCGGCGGCUGAAGGAGUUGGAGGAGCAGGUGAAGAUGGUGCCCGUGCUCCAGGUGAAGAUCUCAGUGCUCCAGGAAGAGAAGAGGCAGCUGAGUGUCCAGCUUAAGAGCCAGAAGUUCCUGGGUUACAGCUCUGGCGUGCUCCGGUCCAGAGGAGAGCUGCACAUAGACACGCCCGAGGAAGGUAAAGUGGAGGCUCCGCUCUCCCCAACGCCGAGGGGACUGACCCAGGGGACAGCAGACAGCGUCAGGAGCGUGGGCACCUGGGUGAGGGAGAAGGAGCUGGGUAUCACCCCCACUUGGCUGCAGCAAGACGCCGAGCACCAGCGGCACGUAGCUGAGCUCCUGACCAGGAAGGUGUCUGCACUGGAGAAGCGGCUGCGGGAGGCCGGUCGGGAGUUGGAGACCGCCCAGAGGCAGCGGAAGGAGGUGGCCGACAAGGGGCAGCAGGCAGACCUUGGGGCAGGGGCGGCGAGUUUGGCAGCUCCAGCCUCCGAAGAGGCCACUGGCAGGGGAAGGGGAGGCGGUCUGCCGUGCGCCAGCAGAGAGCGCCGAUCGGUGGGCGUGCAGGCUGGGAGCCCGGCUCACUUAUGGGUGGGUGGGGACUCGACGCAGGAGCGUGAGCCAGAUGUGGCCCUGGGCAGCAGGGCAGCAGAGGAGGGGAAGACAAGCGCCGGCGGUGCCUUCAAGGAGGCGCCAGCCAAGCUGGUGACCUGUACCAUCGUGACGACACUGGCAUCCACCUGCGAGGAGGUGAACUCGGUGAUAACCAAGGCCAAGGCAGUGAAACAGACAAGAACAGGGCCGAGUGGGGCAGAGCUGCGAGAGGCCGUGGAGCAACUCACCCAAGCCUCUCAUGAAACAAACAGGAUCGUCCCUUCUGCUCAACCCCCUUGGGUCACCAAGGCACCUCAGGCUCUUCCUAUCGCUGAUAUCUGCAGUGCAGUGGAAACACCACAAACGCUGGGUUCUCCAGGGACAAUGAAAGCCCACCACUUGCCCCCAGCGGCUGUGGUGAGACAGGGAGACACCAACCCGUCGGCAGACGAUUCAACACGACCAGUUUCCCCAGAGGGAGCACAACUAAAGUCCAUUAUGAAGAAGAAGGAAAACGGAGUAAGUUCUGACAGCCCUCCCACAAAGAAGAGCCUCCAGUUUAUUGGUGUUAAUGGGGGUUACGAGUCCACAUCUUCUGAUGAAUCCAGCUCUGAGAGUUUAUCGAAUGAGUCAGACGGUGAGAGCACGGAGAGCGAUUAUCAUGAGGCCAGUGAGAGGCUUCCAGGAGAACAGAGGGAGAAGGCAGAGAGCAAGACUGUUCCAGCACAUCCCUUGCAGGAAACCCAGGGUGUAAGGACUCGAGCUGAGUCUGUAGGGGUGGCCAAGAGAUUGGAGACCCCAACGGAACCCACAGUGGAGGCUGAGAGUACGCAGACCGCCACACAAACACCACCGAGAUCUGAGGAAGAGAAGCAGGUGCAGAACAUAAGGAAGAAAGAGCAUGUGAAGGAGGUGGUGCAGAGGAUGGAGGGAGAAGCAGAGGCAGAAAUCAAAGCAGUGAAAAGCCAGCCAGAGACCGUCGUUCACCGUGAAACAGUGAGCCAUGAGCAAGAAGGAGACAACCGCACGUUUGAGCUGACUGAGGGCCUGGUGUCAGCCUGCGUGACUCUGCAGAAACACCUGAACGACCCAGAUGGCUUCACAAACAAGGACGUGAGGGUGAGCUACCUCACAGUUCAGCAGGAGUGGCUCCUGGUGUCCAGCCCAAAGACAGCAGAUCCUGAGUUGGUGCGCCGAUACCUGGCUGUGUUUAAAGCGAUGUCUCCAAACUUGCUGGAACUGAUAGUGAACAUGGCGGACGGGAACGGGAAUACAGCCCUUCACUACACCGUGUCUCAUUCCAACUUCCCGAUCGUUAAGUUGUUGCUGGAUACAGGCACCUGCAAUCUGGACAAACAGAAUAAGGCUGGCUAUACUCCCAUUAUGCUGGCUUCACUGGCCGCACUUCAGUCCGAGAGUGACAUGCAGACUGUGAUGCAGCUCUUCCGCCUUGGCAACGUCAACGCUAAAGCCAGCCAGGCGGGUCAGACAGCGCUGAUGCUAGCAGUGAGCCACGGGCGGACAGAGAUGGUCAGGGCCCUGCUGGCAUGUGGGUCAGAUGUCAAUGUUCAAGAUGACGAUGGGUCGACAGCGCUGAUGUGUGCCUGUGAGCACGGCCAUGCUGAGAUCGUCCAGUUCCUGCUGGCGACACCAGGCUGCAACGUGACUCUGGCGGACAAUGAUGGCAGUACAGCUCUCUCCAUUGCGGUUGAAACCGGACAGAAAGACAUUUCCUCCCUACUCUACGAUCACCUGAACAGCUCAAAGGCUUCCAGCUCCUCCCCCGGUGCACCGGCUCCCACACAGAACUUGCCUCACCCUUCUACAACUGAAGCCCAGCUGUAGGUCUGUGUAUCACCACCACAAUUUCCCAACCUGAGCUCCUGCCACAACCCACCCACCCCCACUCCCACUGGAGAUCCAGCAGGAAUUGCUCAAGGGCUCCCUCUCCACACUGAGGAGGCCACUUACCCCAGACAAGCCUGCAGGCGUAUUCGACCAAAGUGGCAGUACAGCAGCCUGUAUCUAUCAGCCCGUGGGGGGACUGCACUACAGAGUGGGGCAUGAGGCUGCAACGAAGGGGACCAUGGGAAAGGAAAGCUCGACCUUCGCACUUUCCGGAUUAUACAGCUGCUCCUGCAAACUUGCAUGACAAUCUCGCCGUCCGCCCAUCAGCUUUCCGUAUAAUGGAAGUGUACAGAGCAUGUAAAGGACAUUUGGCCCAUCAAGGCUUCAGUCUAACCAGUUGAUUCUUACGAUCAGUGGCUUCCACUGCUCCCUCUCCUCUCAUCCUCCUGCCUCCUCUCACCCCUUCUUGCCUCCUUCCUUCUCAGUUGGCCUGUCCACCAUUCUGGCAUUCUCAGGAGGUCAAUGUACAACCUUCCAGAGACCAAGAUGGAGGGAGAUAGAGAGAGAGAGAGAGACCGUCCUCAGCCCAGUAGUCAGUCAGUCAGUUCCUGAUGGCCCUUAUUUGUCACAUGGGCAGUGACCAACACAGUCCAGAGACAUGCUGGGAGUAGCCCACAAGUGCUGCCAUGCUUCCGGUGACAAUAUAGCAAAUCCACAACGCACUAACCCUAACCCAAACCAUUUGUCUCUGGAAUGUGGGCAACAACCCACAUGGUCAUGGGGAGAAAAAAUUUCUUACAGACUGUGGUGGAAAUUGAACCCGGGUGGCUGUUGCUAUAAAGCACUAUACCACCAUGUUAAGAUAGAGCAGUCAGCCAAUUUCUGUUCACUGGCUGUUGAAGAGAAACAAAAAAUCUAGUCCUGUGGUUUUAACAUCAAGCUGACUAAUGUGGACUCUUAUCAUAUUCUUUAAUAUUCUUCCCAGGCAGAUACUAGUAUAGUUGUGUUAAAACUGACCGCAAGGCUUUUUCACCGGGACUAUGCAUCACCCUCCACUCCCCCCCCCCCCAUCUCAAGCCCACGCUUCAUACCUCGGGGUACAGAGGGAGAUUAGAAACCAGAGAUAAAUCUUUUGCCCUAUCUCCAUUCUGAGGCUUGGGCACUGACCAUUACUGGGAGCCAUGAGAUAAGUGAAGGGGAGAGUCUAAAGGUCAAAAUGCUCAUUAAAUUUCUUCUGCUGUCAGUAGAGACCAGGGAAGCCAAAGCUAGGCUUCUGGGAGACUGGAAGGGCCUUCAGGUGAAGAAGGAAAUCUGGUAACUUCACAGUGUCAAAUUUCUCCCCAGUUUGUUAGGGGUCUGGGGUAAGAAAACAACCAUGCCAGCAGAAGUCUACAUACAAUGUGGCUUGUGCACAUUAGGAGCGAAUGAGAUGGACACAUAGGCAUCAAAUUCCACUUCCGUUUUGCUUCAGAUGGGUUUCGAAAUGGCACACAGCCCACAGCCCCAUUCAACCCAAUAUUUAUAAAUUGCAAGAGGAACUUAAUUUAAUUAUUUUUGGUUUUAAAGAGGCUUGGAGAAACGGACAGUCCAGAUAUGGAUGGGCCUAGUGCCAGGAGAUGUACCAUACACAGUUGUACACCCUCUCCAUCACCCAAGAACAUCCCCCAAUAUAUAAACUAAAUGUAGUGGAUUUCUUUGUGUGUAUAUUACUCUGCUGGUAUUUACAGGUCCAUUCACCUUGGCCACUGCCUGGUUCUAUCUUCUACUCGUAAUCAGUUGAUCUAUAGGUGUUGCUGGUUUUGGUGUCUUCUGAAAAACAUCAAGGCAAACCCAACUUUUCCAACGUCUUUGUAUUAUCCUUUUUACAGAAAUAUCUAUUGAGAUUUGUAAUCCACAUAUUGCAAUACACCAAAAAGAAAUGA
Messenger RNA from Hypanus sabinus (Atlantic stingray), 5350 nucleotides. It is a transcript of the gene kank2, whose product is annotated as KN motif and ankyrin repeat domains 2. The record is from RefSeq and is a predicted model, not a curated record. The transcript has 13 exons. Gene Ontology annotation, biological process: negative regulation of transcription by RNA polymerase II; negative regulation of cell population proliferation; negative regulation of actin filament polymerization. The coding region runs from base 354 to 3425 and encodes 1023 amino acids. Gene Ontology annotation, molecular function: protein binding. Gene Ontology annotation, cellular component: cytoplasm. Lineage: Eukaryota; Metazoa; Chordata; Chondrichthyes; Myliobatiformes; Dasyatidae.